AUGGAGGCUGGUUCAAGUAAGGUUCACAAGAGUACUCAAAUGGCAAGUGUAAUUGAAGAAGACACGAUCAACAGCAAGCUACCUGAAUCACUUAUAAAUCGCGUUCUGUCUUUCCUCCCUACAAAAGAUGUUGUUCGGACUUGUGUGUUGUCCAAGAGAUGGAUGAAUCGAUGGACAUCAUCCAUCACCAAGCUCGACUUAGAUGAUAUUGAUUUAUCAUACAAUUAUAAUCCAUUGUGUUCUUAUUGCGAAGAAAUUUGCACUGAUUAUUGCUAUGACUAUGAUAAGUAUAAAUUGACUGUAUGUCCAAGGUGUCAUGUUUGCGGAAAUCAUAAAGCCAAUUUGCGCGAUGCAGAAGUAUAUGAAAGGCGUGUGGAGAUAGAUUUUGAGAGCGGGAUGAAAAUAGAAUCAGGUAAAAAGGAGCAGCAGUUUGUAAAUUUUGUUGGCAGAGCACUUCUCCUUACUUCAAUCUCAAGCAUGGAGUUGGAAAGAUUUUCUUUACUGAUCAAUAACAAGCGUGAUAUAUCCCUUCAAAAUACUUGGAUCUCUAGCAUCUUGAAUCGGAGAGUAAAAAUUCUUCGGAUCCAUUCAUCUUUUUAUCAGCUCCCCUUUUCUGCUCUUACAUCUCAUUAUCUUUUCAACUGCACCUCCUUAGAAGAAUUAGAAUUGGUACUCCAUGUGUCCUCCACCAUAAAAUUUCCCAGCAUUUCUGUUCAUUUUGGACACCUAAAACUCCUCAAGUUGUAUGGGAUCUUUUUUAAGAUUGAUACCUCUAGCGACUGUUUGACCCUUAAUUUACCACUUCUUAGAAAGUUUGAUAUCAAAAACUGCAAUUGGUCGGGUGGAAAAGAUCUUAUUGUAGAAGCUCCUCUACUUGAAAUUGUUUCCAUAGAACAAGACAUUGAAUUUUAUAAUGCGGCAUCCCAUGACCUACAUAGCCAAUCCAUCAAAUUCAAUGCUUUGCAUCUCAAGCAAUUCACUUACUCUGGGUAUGGUACAGCACAACUAAUUCAUUUGUUCGAUCAUGGUUUCCUGUCUUUUGAUUCAGCUGAAAUCAUUUGUAAGCCAAGUUUUCCUGAAACAGAACGCAUUCCUUUUCUCGUUCACCUUUUAAAGCAAUUUCAUCGCGUGAAAUCUAUCAAAAUUGAGGGGUUGGACUUGAAUAUUGAGGUACUGAAAAAAGCUAAUGUACCUGUAUUUUCCUUGUUGAGCAAUUUGGAGCUUGGCUUAGUUACUGUUGAAGUUCUUAUAACCUUACUUCAAAACUCGCCGAUUCUCAAGACGCUAGUUCUCAAGGGAAUACAUAGUUUUGCCGAAGAGUUUCUCAAUUCUGCUGUUUUGCCACAUUGUGUGGUCUCUUCUCUCCAAGUUGUGAAAUUUGAAAAAGUAAAUGGAGCCAAGCAUGAAAUGUUCUUAGCCAAAUUUUUUAUGGAAAAUGGUAUGAUGCUGGAAGAGUUGGGUUUCACCAUUGCUAGUCAAAGGCCAGACAUAUCUAAGGUUGUAGAAGAAUUUAAGGAAAUGGUGUAUCCCUUUAAGACAAGUCAUGCUAAUACUGAUUUCACUACUCAACUUGAUCUUAAACUUGCUGGAAAUAAUUAG
This is a messenger RNA of Medicago truncatula (barrel medic), 1599 nucleotides long. RefSeq names its product FBD-associated F-box protein At5g27750. The transcript is spliced from 5 exons. Gene Ontology annotation, molecular function: protein binding. The record is from RefSeq and is a predicted model, not a curated record. Lineage: Eukaryota; Viridiplantae; Streptophyta; Magnoliopsida; Fabales; Fabaceae. The coding region runs from base 1 to 1599 and encodes 532 amino acids.